This is a messenger RNA of Myripristis murdjan (pinecone soldierfish), 1321 nucleotides long. Its product is annotated as sterile alpha motif domain-containing protein 9-like. Bases 135 to 1256 code for a protein of 373 amino acids. The record is from RefSeq and is a predicted model, not a curated record. The transcript has 4 exons. Gene Ontology annotation, molecular function: protein binding. Gene Ontology annotation, cellular component: cytoplasm. NCBI's taxonomy places the organism in Eukaryota, Metazoa, Chordata, Actinopteri, Holocentriformes, Holocentridae.
AUCGCAGAGAACAUUUAACUCACAGUGAAGUUCACACAGAGGAAAGAUCACCAGUGGGGACAAGGAGGUACUGCCAUAUGACCAGCAGCGAUUCAUGAAAUACUGCAGCGCUCCACAAGGACCAUUUGUACAACAUGGAAGCCAGUUCCUCAAACGUGGAAUGGCAGGAACUGCCCUAUGACCAAUGGACAGACUCUCACGUGAGCUCCUGGUUGAGAUUCAUUAAAAUAAAAGAAAACUACAUAGAGAAACUGGCACAUGAAGAGGUUACAGGACCUGUUCUCAUGAGCCUGCAUAAGGAAUACUUCAGCACCACGAUUGGAAUGAAAAGUGGCCCAAUUGAACAUCUACUGAGGAAAAGAGAUGAGCUGUUACAGUCAGAGCCAAAUAAACUGCAAGAUGAAAGUAGAUCACAUGUUAACAGCAGAGAUCACAAACAACACAAAAACAUGUCUGUUUUCAGACAAGACUCAAAAUCUAAUUCACAGAAACCUUCUGAGGGAAUGGAAAAGGACAGUAUUUAUAUGGAGUGCGAGGACAACCCAGCUCCAACAGGAGCAGCUUUACCUUCCUGUGACUACCGGAAGUUUGAUGAGCCCGAACAAGACUGUAAAUAUGUCAAACACCAUGUGCUACCUGCAGAGACUGGAGUUGAAAAUAUGAUUGUUCCAUGCCAUGAAUACAAGUCACUGGAGAUUGCACACAAAUUGGACUCUAAACGGCUUCAAACAAAAGUGGCCAGUGAAGUAUUAAGAUUUGCUUGUGCUUGCAUGAAUAUGCGAUCCAAUGGGACAAUUCACUUUGGGAUUAUGGAUAAAAUCAAAGGCGGCUGCCAGCAUGGUGAAAUCAUUGGGAUACCUGUAGAAAAUAAGGAGGAUUUUGUGGAUGCAUUAGACUACAUUGAAAAGUGCUUCAAAGGAUCAAAUCAACAAUGUGAUGCUAGGAAGUGCAUAAGGAACCCAAGAUUUAUUGAGGUGCUUGACAAGGAUGCCAGUCAGAAAACAUGGGUCAUUGAGUAUGAUGUUGUCUCAAAAGCAAGUAUUGUUAAAGAUAAACUUUACAGCACUGGUGUACCAAAAUUCUCUGAGGAGAAAAACAAAGUCAUACUUGAAGACAAAGUACCCUAUCACAGAGUGGGGGCUAACACUCCACGCAUAUUGGAGGAUGACCUUAUCCACUUCAUUCAAGGACUUAGAGAGAAAGACCAACAGAGAGAGGAGGCGGAGUCUUCCAGCACUCAAUCUACCACUGUUUGAAAGAAGAUCAAAAGAGAAAACUCUCCAUCCUCCUAACAUGUGGUAAGACAUACAUGGACAACUCU